Molecule: messenger RNA, 1095 nt
Organism: Penicillium atrosanguineum
Lineage: Eukaryota; Fungi; Ascomycota; Eurotiomycetes; Eurotiales; Aspergillaceae
Product: glycoside hydrolase family 16 protein
Exons: 2
Coding region: 1-1095 (364 amino acids)
Biological process (GO): carbohydrate metabolic process; fungal-type cell wall organization
Cellular component (GO): fungal-type cell wall
Molecular function (GO): glycosyltransferase activity; hydrolase activity, hydrolyzing O-glycosyl compounds
Source: RefSeq, a predicted model, not a curated record
AUGAAGACCUUCUUCAACCUCGCCGUGCUGGCGACUCUGGCCAGCAAUGCCUUCGCUCAAACAUCUACCCUCUGUAACCCGCUCGAGAAAUCUUGCCCAGCCGACCCGGCACUGGGUACGACGCACGAAUGGUAUUUCAACACCACACUCGACACUGCCAUUUGGAACAUGACAACCGGUGAUUACACCACCACCGAUGACGGAGCCGAAUUCACCAUUAGCAAGGAAGGAGAAUCGACCUUGCUCCAAUCGAACUUUUAUAUUUUCUUCGGCGUUGUCGAGUCCUGGGUCAAGAUGGCCAAGGGCGGCGGUGUCAUUAGCAGCGUGGUGCUGGAGUCGGAUGACCUGGAUGAGAUUGAUUGGGAAUGGGUUGGAUACAACACCAGCCAGGUGCAGAGCAACUUCUUCGGCAAGGGUAAUGACACUACUUUCAACCGUGGCGGUUUCCACGCUGUCGCCAACGCUGAUACCGAAUUUCACAACUAUACCACCUACUGGGACUCGGACAAGCUCGAGUGGUGGAUCGAUGGCGAUCUUGUUCGCACUGUUCCUUACUCGACAGAUAGCACCCUCCAGGGCAAGAACUACCCGCAGACGCCUUGCCAGGUCAAGAUCAGUAACUGGCCCGCUGGUACGAAGAAUGCGGCCCCGGGUACCAUCGAAUGGGCUGGUGGCUUGGUUGAUUAUAGCAAAGGACCUUUCACUAUGACCGUGCAGAAGAUCCGUAUCCAGGACUUCCACACCGGUAAGGAGUAUAGUUAUGGGGACCACUCCGGAGAUUGGCAGAGCAUCAACGUCGCAGAAGGAAACUCUACUGCUCUCAACGACAUCAACAACCCGCCCAAGUCUCUCGCCGAGAAGUGGGAUGACCUAGGUACAGGCGCCCACGCCGGUGUCUACGUCGGAGCCGCGGCCGCCGGAACCCUCGUUCUCGUCGCACUGGGACUCUACUGCGUGCGCAAGCGUCGUCAGGGCCGCCUCGAACAGGCGCUCGGCAACGAUCAGUACGACAACGAUCGCAACGAGAUGCAGAACUACCAGAACGACUGGAAGGCAAGCGAAUGGCGAACCAGCGGCUAUCACCAAGUCAAGUAA